AUGUAUAAUCCUUAUAAUUAAAAUUCCCUAAAUUAAAUACUUUAGCCAAACACACAUUAGAAUGGUAAUGGAUUCAUCAUAGUUAGCAGGAAUUCAGAUGAGUACAAAAGCUUCAUUGCUAAAAUAGAAAAAAAUUACGCUGGGAAUAACAAGCUUUCAGCAUGUACUCUUUGCUGGGCUUUCAUAUCACCUUUGAAGAAGCGAAAGCAUGCAGAGCAUGAACCUUUUAUGGUAACUGCUUCACUAUUUAAAAAUGAAGAAUGCUUUUUGCAGCUAUGCUAAUAACAUGGAAAACUCAAUUCAAAUAAGCAAAGCGUGAUUCUAUUUAAAGAUAAUUGCUAAUUUUUCGGCACGCCUUAAUAUAAUCCUACAGGAGGCACUUCUGUGUAUUAAGGCGGUGCGAACCCGCUAGUGAAUCUAAAGGAAAUUGUCAAGAAGGGAAACGAGCAGGACUCACAAUUGAAGAGACUCAAUAAUCUAGUCUCAUAAAUAAGAGAUGACUUUAAAAGUGAAGAUAAAAAACUAGAUAAAUUAGAAACUUAGUUCAAGAUUCUGAAAUAGCAAGUGCUUUAGUAUGCAAGGGAAAAGAUGCUCUUGAACAAUGACUCAUAAAUAUUGCACAUGCAGAAUGGAUCCUAGCUAGGAAUAAGUUCUUAAUUAAAUGUACUUAAUAAUUUAACUAAUUGA
Messenger RNA from Stylonychia lemnae, 687 nucleotides. The record is from the annotation of a GenBank genome assembly. Lineage: Eukaryota; Ciliophora; Spirotrichea; Sporadotrichida; Oxytrichidae.